Messenger RNA from Pocillopora meandrina, 617 nucleotides. Lineage: Eukaryota; Metazoa; Cnidaria; Anthozoa; Scleractinia; Pocilloporidae. The record is from the annotation of a GenBank genome assembly.
AUGGUUACUAACAUGAUUAGCCAACUACAAGAGAGCUUCCUGCUCAGGCACGCUGCCGGUUAUAUUGAAAUUUCAUUCACAAAAUGGCUUCAAGAUGCAAAGACGGUACAGUUACCAGUGACUCUCAAUGAGCUGUCAAAUUUUCACAUCAAAAUUUUUCAAGCAUGUAGAACGUUUAGGAAGAUUUGCCGAGGUCUCAGAAAGUGAUGUUGAAAAAUUCAUUGCAGGGGAAGAAAAUGCAAACACUUAACAAAAGACCUUCUAUGACUUAAAAUUAGUAAAAAAAGUUUCUGGUAAAAGAGCACCAUGAAAUCAGAGAAAUAGAGAAGAUUCCUCCAACUGAAUUAGACAGCUACUUGAGCCAGUUUGUUUUAGCUGCGAGGACCAAGACUAGCAAAGAUUAUGAACCGUCAUCUCUCAGUGGAGUUCGGGCUAGUGUUGAACGACAUUUAAGUCACUCCAGUUAUGGCAUAACUAUCUUCAAAGACAGUCGUUUCAAAAAAACAAGAAACACGAAAGUGAAACAAAAGCAACUCAAACAACAUGGACUUGGAAACAGACCAAAAGCCACAUUGGCUCUUAUGAAUGAUGAAAUUGGGAUUCUUUUUGACAAAUAG